ACGACGUUCUUCCUCUCGACCAGUCGCGUCGAGAGCUGAUGAAAAUUGUGUUUCUAGUAUGUUCUUCGAUCGUUCGACUACUGUACACCGUCAGUUUGAUUACAUCAGCUAGAGAGUACACAACCGCGGAAUUUAUAUCGGCGAGUGUUAUGUAUCCAGUCAGUCGUUACCAAACAGUUGGAGGAAUGAGACACUCGAGAAAAGACAACUCCGCGUUGUACUUGUGAAACAACACCAGCGAGUUCAUCCCGUAUUGCAUGGCAGAUUAUGAGCUUGUUAAAGAACGUCGUCAUCACGCUGCCUAAGGGCCUGUCCAAGGCGCCUGGCGUCGGUUCCAACGAAUUACCGAAAUCUCUGACGAAAUUUAACUUUUCUAUUUCUACUCUGAGUGAUAAGUUGAAGAUGGAACAAAAGAGAGCCGCCAAGCACGAAGACGUUCCGGACGAAAGCAUGCUGUACAAGGCGGAUGUGUGCGUUCGAGGGAAGAAACGGAGAUUGGAUCACUUAACGUGGGAAGAGAAGCUGCAACGGAAGAAAUUGAAAAAUAGAGUCGCAGCUCAAACUUCUCGGGACCGAAAGAAGGCUAAGCUCGAUGAACUGGAGGAGACGGUUAGAAAUUUAAGAGAACAAAAUGAAUUGUUGACACAAGAAUGCGCCAUGUUGAGGUCGCGAAACGAGUCUCUCGUCACCGAAACGAAAAGGUUGAGGAAAGAAAGGGACGUGAAGAACGCGGAAGAAUCGAUCUGCUCCAUGUGCCAGGGUCGUGUCGGCUGUGCUGUGUCCUCGCUGGGAUCUACAGUGUCCCCUACCUACCCUCUGCAGCAGGGUGGAACAACACAGCUGGCAUCGUCCCUGAUGCUAACCCCAGGAGCAGCAAUCCUUCUGAAGAUACUGACCAUCUACCUCCUCUUGAAGAACUGUUUGGUGACCUCCAAGGAGACGAUUACAUCGAGCGACUCGAAGAACUUGCAGAAAGUCUUCUGCGAGAGGUUACCGCAGAAGUGGAAGCAAAUCCUCAUCGAACAAAUGAACAAGUACCAGUCACGAAAAAUACCAUUGAGAAACGUGACUAUUCGAAAGGAGUGGUGGGGGCGACAUCAAAAAAUGUGGAAGCCAGUAGAGCCUCUAGAAGCAUGAGCACGUCCCAAUCGUGGCAUCCCGUUUCCAGCACUCUCACUACACCUUGUACCGCGAACACAAGCGCACCGGUGUCGAUUAAAUCGGAAAUCGAAGUAAAACAGGAAGUCGAUACGCACGAUUUGGACACCGU
Molecule: messenger RNA, 1270 nt
Organism: Hylaeus volcanicus
Lineage: Eukaryota; Metazoa; Arthropoda; Insecta; Hymenoptera; Colletidae
Gene: Xbp1
Product: X-box-binding protein 1
Exons: 3
Coding region: 268-1137 (289 amino acids)
Cellular component (GO): nucleus
Molecular function (GO): DNA-binding transcription factor activity, RNA polymerase II-specific; RNA polymerase II transcription regulatory region sequence-specific DNA binding
Source: RefSeq, a predicted model, not a curated record